AUGGAUAUUUUCAAACGUGUUGGAACCAAAGCGGUCCAAUAUCAAAUAGAUAUUAUUCUAAAUAAGCUCUAUAUGAAUGUAAAUGUGCCUGGUUGUGAAAUUUCCAUCAUUUUGAAAAGAGGUGACCAUAAAGCAGAAACUAAAAUACCUGCACCUCUUAAAGAUAAACUAGCUAAAUUUAACAAGCAAUAAAUAACUGUCCCUACCAAAUUAUAUUGGGAUGAUAAAAAAAGAGAGUUUCUUGCAAAAAGUGCCGAGCUGUAAAUUAAUAUUAUCCACCAAAAGAAAGUAAGAACUGCUGGUAAAAUCGAGUUUGAUGUUGCAGCUUAUGCUAACAAAAGUAUAAAAACAAUGAUGGAAUAGAGGCAAUUGCAAAAAUGUCCUGACACUUCAGCAAAAUUGUUAUAUGAAAUUAGAGUACAUGAAUUCGGUGAUUAUUCAUAUUAUCAAAAAAAAGAGGAAGAGGAAGAAGAAGAAAGGGUUAUCAAUAGAACAAAAACCGGCACAUCUAACAACCGUGCUAGAGAUGUUUCUCCAAUGAUUGAUACAAGUGGUAUGAAUAGUGCAAGAGGACAAAUCCAAGAUAUAGACAAUUUUCCAUCAAGAUCUAAGUCACCUAUGACAAAAGUUGAUCAAUAAAAUAAAUAAGUAUCUUUUAGUCGUAAUAAUUAAGAAUAUCCAUAAAAUAAUGGAACAAUGAAUUCUACAAGAGGAAACCAUUAGUAGGAUGAGUCCUCGUUGAGAUCAAAUCUAUUUUCAUAAUAAUCAACAGCUCAAGCUAGCAAAUAAAUUAACACGAAUGGAUCCUCAUAAAUUUAUAAUUCAAAUACUAAUGGCAAUUCUACACUCUAAAAUGCUAUUUCUAACAUAUCCAAAUAGCAAGAAUUGACAAACUCAAAUCAAAUGAGAGACUUAUUUAAGCAAUAAAAGGAAGAAAAUAUGAGUUUAAGACAAAAAAUUUAAGAGUAAAUCAUAGAAAACGAUAGUCUUAAGCAAUAAGUUGACAGCUUAAAAAAUGAAAAUCAAAGGUUAAAAGCUAGAAUUUCUACUCUAGAAGGUUUCAAUGGACAAUCAGUUGGUAAAAAUGGGUUUUAGCAAGAAGCUUAGAGUUAUGAAGAUUAGAUUAAAAAAUUAUAUGAAGAAAUUAAGACUCUAAAAUAACAAAAUAUGAAAGACACAAAUGAAGAAAUGUAAAAGCAGCUAAAGGCACUUGAAGAUGAAUAAGAAAUAAUUAAGGAUGAACUUAAUUUGAAGUUCGAGAGAGAAAAGAGCGUUUAUGAAAAAAAAAUAAAAGAUUUAUAAUUGACUGUAGAAGAAUUAAAUCAAAGAUUAUAAGAAAACCAAAGUGAAAUUUCUAAAAAGCAAAAAGACCUUGAAUACUUUAAGAAUUUAGUGAAUAAAAGUUAAAGAGAAGAUACUGAAAAUGAGAAUAUGCUCAGCUUGUAGAGAUAACUUUAAGAGCUAUCAUAAAAAAAUGCCUAAUAAGAAAAAGAAUAUAGAUAGAAAAUAAAAGAUUUGUAAGAGGAAAAUUCAAAAAUUAAAAAAGAUAGAGAACUUGAAGUUAUCGAAUUAAGAAGAUCUAAAACAGAAAGCGAUUUUGAGCUAGGAAAGCUAUCUCGUGAGAAUGAUCAACUUAAAAAAGAUCUAAAAGAAAUGCAAACAAAAUACAACCAAGCAAAGUCUGCUUUACAACAACAAUUAAACAAAGAAGGAACUGAAGUUUCCUCAUCAAAAGGCAAAGAGCUACAAAAUAAAAUUGAUGAGUUAAAUAAUAAUCUCAAAAAAGUUUCAGUUGAGAGAGGAAACAUAGAAAUGGAAAGAGAUAACUUGAAAAGCUACAUUAAAUAGAAAGAUGAAGAAAUGAAUAAGCUAAAGUAUCAGGUUACUUCUACUGAAAAUAGACUGAAAAAUACAAAGGAGAGCUUGUGUGAACUCUUAAAUGUCAUUUUAAUGGCAGGAGACAGAGACUUGAUAGAUGAAGCCGAACCUUAUCUAAAUGAACCUGAAGAACCAGAGUAUGUACCUUAAAAUAUAACUUCUUCAAUGAAUUAAUAUACAGCCGUUACCACCUCUCCAAACACACUUUACACUCCCACUCCAUUUAAUUUCAAUUAAUUCACCAAUAACUUAAUUACUUCUGAAUCCAAAACUAAUGAAAUAUAUAAAAGUAAUCAGUUCUCAGACAAAAGCUUUUUGUGA
Molecule: messenger RNA, 2199 nt
Organism: Tetrahymena thermophila SB210
Lineage: Eukaryota; Ciliophora; Oligohymenophorea; Hymenostomatida; Tetrahymenidae
Product: EEIG1/EHBP1 protein amine-terminal domain protein
Exons: 9
Source: RefSeq, a predicted model, not a curated record